Messenger RNA from Cajanus cajan (pigeon pea), 963 nucleotides. RefSeq names its product putative phospholipid hydroperoxide glutathione peroxidase. The record is from RefSeq and is a predicted model, not a curated record. Gene Ontology annotation, molecular function: peroxidase activity. Gene Ontology annotation, biological process: response to oxidative stress. Gene Ontology annotation, cellular component: cytosol. NCBI's taxonomy places the organism in Eukaryota, Viridiplantae, Streptophyta, Magnoliopsida, Fabales, Fabaceae.
GAAUCCUCAAACUGGACCCAACCACAAUAACAAUAAGAAGACCCAAGCGCUACGCGGAGAAUCAUCGCCAAUGCUUUCUACUACAGCCACUCGCAUCUUUUUCCGCACCGCAACUAUAACAUUACCAUCUUCCUCUUCUUCUUCUCUUCGAUUCUUCUCCAAUCCCAAACCCACCCUCUCUUCUCCUCUUCACACUUCAUUCAAACUACUCCCUUCAACGCCUUUGUCUUUCUCUUUGAGAACCGAUCACACCAUGGCCACCUCAACCACCAAAUCAGUCCAUGAUUUCACCGUUAAAGAUGCCAAGGGAAAUGAUAUUAAUCUUGCUGACUACAAAGGGAAGGUCCUUUUGAUUGUCAAUGUUGCCUCCCAAUGUGGUUUGACUAAUUCAAAUUACACAGAGCUGAGUCAGUUGUAUGAGAAAUACAAACAGAAAGGUCUGGAAAUUCUGGCAUUUCCAUGCAAUCAGUUUGGGGCACAGGAGCCUGGAUCUAACGAACAGAUACAAGAGUUUGUUUGCACUCGCUUCAAGGCUGAAUUUCCCGUUUUUGACAAGGUUGAUGUGAAUGGUGACAAUACUGCUCCACUCUACAAGUAUCUUAAAUCUAGCAAAGGUGGACUCUUUGGGGAUAAUAUCAAAUGGAACUUCUCCAAGUUCCUUGUUGACAAAGAAGGGAAUGUUGUUGAUCGUUAUGCGCCCACUACUUCUCCUCUGAGCAUUGAGAAGGACUUGCUGAAGCUGUUGAAUGCGUGAAGCAAUGAAUGAUUGGAGCUGCCAAUAAAUGAAUAGUGAUUAGAAUAUAAUUAUGAAUAAGAAAUGUAUUGCAGAUAUUGGUGUCAUUUCCUGUCUAUCUUACAUGUAUCGAAACAGUUGCUCGUGUGACUCUGAUAUUAGGUUCAAAACCAUGAAAUUGUAUACUUAUUAGUUAUUACUGUGCGAGUAUAAACUUGACCUUCGUUUUA